Molecule: messenger RNA, 4644 nt
Organism: Chenopodium quinoa (quinoa)
Lineage: Eukaryota; Viridiplantae; Streptophyta; Magnoliopsida; Caryophyllales; Amaranthaceae
Exons: 8
Coding region: 545-1303 (252 amino acids)
Source: RefSeq, a predicted model, not a curated record
AUUAAAGUCUGCUUUGCGAUUUGCAUGAAUUAAAGGCUCAUUUCCCAUUAGUUCUGAUUGCAGAUGCAUUAAUUUGCAAUUUGCAAUUUGCAUGAAUAAUUUUUUAAGUCUAAUUCUCCAUUGUUUCUGAUUGCAGAUGCAUUAAGUAGAUGUUCAUGGUGCUUUUGUUGGUCCUCACUUCUAAGAGUUAUGAGCUUGCAAUGGGUGGAGGUGCAGACUCUGCUGUUAUACUAGCUGCUAAUGCAUUGUACUAUAACACUGUUCCGUUUAUCAAAAGGCUCUCUGCAACGCCUAUUUGCAACUUCUUUGCUGUCAUUAGCCCAACUUAUAUUACUACCAUGCGUACUUAUGAGUUCCUUUGCCCAUUAUAUUUGUUCACUAUGCUAUUUGCAACAACUUAUAAAUUAGCCCUUAUCAUAAAGCUACAGUUAUCUUCAGUUUGUUUUAAGAAAAUUACUUUGUUAGUAUAUAGAUCGUGCUUUACUUCCAAAAAAAAACUCUGCAGAAGACUCGGGUUAGCAAACGUUUACAAGCGAUACAAGCUAUGUCUCAAACCCCUGCUCUUAUGAGGGAGCUGGAUGAGGCAAGUUCUGCCACACAUCAGCAACAAGAGGUUGCACACAUUGAGCCAGAAAUCGCUUAUACAAAGAAUGCUACCAACACAGUGGUUGAAAAUUCAGCAGCACAAUUUAAUAGUGCACCCAACAUAGCACAAGCUGUACGAACGAAUAUUAGUAGCACUCCCUUAGACCGGUGUAUGUUGUAUAGGAAACUUCCUGAGAAUUCAAGGUCUAGCAAGCGCAAGCGAACAAUUGCAGCUAUGGAACAAGCACCUGUAUCAGUGAGAGAAAUAGGCGAAACAAGUGCACAGGGUAGUAGCAGAAACCAAGGAUUGAAAAAAACAAAGGCAAAAAACAAAAAAAUAACUAUUGUAGCUUCUCAAAAAAAAGGUGGUCAAACAGUAUACAGUAAAAAAGACCAAUCAUUAAAAGAAAUUGACAUUCAAGAAGAUACACAAAUUACUAUCAAUAAAUGUAGCGUUAUAUACCAACGAGUUUAUAAUGCACCCACAACAGAUGAGGUGGCUGCGAUUUGGCCUGACAAUACUUCAUCAAGCGAGUCCAACGGCCCAUACAUCACCGUCAGAGGAAAGUCAACAAAGUCUCAUCGCAUAUACCAUAAUUAUGGAUGCUAUGAUCCUUUGCAGUAUCCACUCUUAUUCCCACAUGGUGAUUGUGGCUGGGUCAGGUUUUGGCCAAGAACAGUGAAGGACAGUAGCAAACAAACCCCAUUACGUCUUUGACAGUGCAUAUCGGUGGCCCACGAGACAUGAAGCGGCGGUACUUGAAUGCCAUGGCUUUAGUUCAACGCUUUGGUAAGCCUGAUUUGUUUCUCACAAUCACUUGUAAUGUAAACUGGCCAGAGAUCAAGGCAGAGCUAGCUCCUGGAGAAGCAGCUCAAAACCGGCCAGAUAUUGUUGCUCGUAUAUUUCGAUCAAAUUUAAUCUGUCUCAAAAAACAAAUCAUGAAGAAGCAUAUCUUUGGGAAAGUGGCUGCUAUGAUAUAUGUCAUCGAAUUCCAAAAAAGAGGUCUUCCUCAUGCACAUUUCCUUAUUAUCCUAAAGCCUAAUUACAAAUUGAAAACAUCUUCGGAUUUUGAUCGCUUUGUAUCUGCUGAGCUACCACCCCACAGCUCCCCAGACCUACGGAAAAUAAUAGUUCGCCAUAUGAUGCAUGGCCCUUGUGGAGUAGCAAAUCCUGAAUGUGCAUGUAUGGUUACCAAAAAUAAUAGCUCUGUCUCAUGUAAAUAUGGCUACCCUAAACAGUUCUUACAAGAAACAACAAACCAUGAUGAUGGAUAUCCAAUGUAUAGAAGACGAGAUACAGGAGAAAGUGUCCGAAUUCGAGGUUCGAACCUUGAUAACCUUUGGGUUAUUCCAUACAACCCGUACCUUUCCGCAUUUGUUUGACUAUCACCUCAAUGUAGAAGUCUGCUCAUCUAUUCAAGCUGUGAAAUACUUAUUCAAAUAUGUUUAUAAAGGGCAUGACAGAUUAUCUUUUAAUGUUGUUGGUGAAGAAAAUUAGCCCAUAGAUGAAAUUGAAAGGUUCUAGUCUGGUUGAUGGGUUUCACUAUGCGAGGCAACUUGGAGGAUUUUUGGCUUUGAUUUAUUUGAGAUGCACCCUCCUGUGCAGCACCUUGCAGUGCACUUGGAAAACAUGCAAACACUUCAGCUAAGGAGUCAUGAGCAGCUAGAUUCUGCAGUGUUAAAUGAACAAAGAUCCAGAACUCAACUAACGGAAUUCUUCAAAUCAAAUGCAGCCUCACCUCAAGGUACAGGAUAUCUCUACAACGAAUUCAUUGAUCAUAGCAGUGGGAUGCCACUGUAAAGGCAUGGUUUCAAAGAAAAAACAAGAAACUGGUCAUAGGUCGGUUGGCAUGUGUUACACCUGCAGAGGGAGAACGCUUUUUUUGUGGCUGCUUCUUAGUAACAUACGCAGUCCUAAAUCAUUUUCUGACCUCAGGACUGUGAAUGGGGUGCUAUGUGCCACUUUUCAUGAAGCAGCUAUUAAAAGAGGGCUCUUUGAGGAUGACAAUGUUGUUUAUUCAUGCUUGGCUGAAGCUGCAGAAAUUCAUAUGCCAUUAGCCUUAUGUCAGGUUAUUUGCAGCUGUGUUAGUUUUCUGUACUCCGAGCAAUCCACAUACACUAUGGCAGCACUUCUAUAAUGAUUUAUCUGAUGACUUUAGGCAUACCUUUCCACAAAAUGUAAACCAAGUUAGGUUACUAACAAUACAGUCAAUUGAGAGACACUUAAGAGUCUAUGGGCAAAUCAUUGGCUCAUUUUCAGCUUGAACAUCUACAAGAAGAGAUGCCAGCAGAACUACACAGAACAAAGGAUAUUAUUGAUGCUUUGGAUGCACCUAUUCCCCAAGAAUCAAUUGAUUGUAGGGGAAAACUCAAUUCCGCUCAGCAAAUUGCCUUUGACAAAAUUAUUUCUCAUGUUCAAGCAGAGAAGCCUGGUUGUUUCUUUGUUGAUGGCCCUGGAGGGACUAGGAAGACCUUUUUGUACAAUGCUCUAUAUGCAUAAGUGCGCUUGGCAGGGAAGAUUGUGCUUCCAACGGCAACAUCAGGAAUAGCUGCAGCAAAAAUACCUUCUAGCAGGACAGCACACUCGCGGUUUAAAAUUCCUCUUGAUUCAGAAGCAUCUCUUGAGAAACAACACUGAUUAUCUGGGAUGAAGCUUCAAUGGCACGAAAGGAAAACAUUGAAUCUGUUGAACUCCUACUUCGUGAUCUCUGUGAUCCAGAUCAACCAUUUGGCGCUAAAGUUAUAGUCUUUGGGGGAGAUUUUAGGUAGGUUUUACCAGUUGUUCCUCACAAGACUCAAAGAGAAGCUGUAGCAACAAGCCUGGUUAAUUCACAUAUUUUGGCCUUGGUUACAAAAGCUACACCUGACUAAAAACAUUAGAGCUAAAGCAGAUCUCCCAUAUGCAUCAUUUCUGCUAAGUUUGGGCGAUCGUCAACUUUAGUCAUCUGAAAAUGCUUUUGUGGAGGUACCUCCUCACAUUUUGAGCUAUUAUCAACAAGCCGAGGAACCUAUCCGUUUUCUAGCUACUACUGCAUUUCCUGAAUUGCAACAUCCAACCUUUUCACCAGAUAUUUUCACAGAAAGGGCAAUCCUCGGAUCACACCAUUAAAUGAUGUAGUAGACUCUAUCAACAAUUAUCUUAUUGACAAAUUCCCAGGAGAAGCUGUUAUUUAUAAAAGUUUUGACAGUAUCCUAGAUGAUAACUGUGCAAUUUACCCAAUUGAAUUCUUGAACCAGCUUGCCCCUGGUGGUAUGACACCACACAAACUUAUUCUAAAAUUUAACAGUCUAGUGAUCUUGCUUAGGAAUGUUGAUCUAGCUGAUGGCCUAUGCAAUGACACACGUCUCAUAUGCAAGUACUUUAGAAGAAACGUUUUUGUUUGUGCUAUAGCCACUGGCGAUCGUCAAGGAGAACUUGUAUUCAUCCAUCGUGUUAACCUCCGCCCUCCAUCAUCAACAAAAUAUCUGAUUCAGUUUAAGGGAAUACAAUUUCCUCUAAAGCUCAGUUUUGCAAUGACUAUCAACAAAUCUCAAGGACAAACAUUAAGCCAGGUUAUGGUUUACCUCCCACAACCAUGCUUUUCACAUGGUCAAUUGUAUGUUGCAUUAUCAAGAGCCAAAAAGUCAGACAAGGUGACUGUAAUCACACCCCAGCCUGCUGAAAUUUACAGCACACCAGUUCUGAAGAACAUAGUAGCUUCUGAUGUCUUGCAACUAUCUGGUAUAACAUGAUACAAUUUGAUACAGGUAUUUCUAAUACUGCUUCUAUACCUAUUCAUUGAAACAAACUCCUUUCUCUUUCUACUAAUUACAUUUUUAUUAUCCUAAUAUGCAGGACCAAUGCCACUUUUUCCCUCUAACAAUAGAAAAUGACCAUUUGACUAUUUUAAAUCCUUGGAGCAUCAUUUUGGUAUACAUUAGUUUUUUGUAAUAUCUGUUCUACAAUUAUAUGUAAAAUAUACAUCAUUAAAAUGGGUUGCAAUGCUUUUUAACACUUUGUCCUGUUAAUUUAAAUGCUACUUCUCAAGGUGUUGCAACAUUGCUUGCACAUUUUUGCCU